Molecule: messenger RNA, 2462 nt
Organism: Carassius auratus (goldfish)
Lineage: Eukaryota; Metazoa; Chordata; Actinopteri; Cypriniformes; Cyprinidae
Product: DEP domain-containing mTOR-interacting protein
Exons: 9
Coding region: 1260-2456 (398 amino acids)
Biological process (GO): G protein-coupled receptor signaling pathway; intracellular signal transduction; regulation of signaling
Cellular component (GO): plasma membrane
Molecular function (GO): protein binding; guanyl-nucleotide exchange factor activity; GTPase activator activity
Source: RefSeq, a predicted model, not a curated record
AGCGAACCUAUUAAUAAAAUAUUUAAUCAAACAAAAAACAAAUCAGCACACUUUUUAUUUUCAGUUUGGCGGGGUUGACUGUGAUUCUCAGUAUCGUAGGAAAAAAAAACUUUAUUUUUUUAUUUUAUUUUUUUAAAGAAGCAGUCCAUAAUUUAAACACUAUAUAACACGAUACUAUCACGAUAUAGCCAGCACAUAUUUUACACAGCAUGACGAUCACUAACAGUGACAAGCAUUAGGGGAUACACUGUGACUGUUAUGUCACUUACUUUCCCUAAUUGCCAUAAUAAAUGUGAGCAAUUAAAACCUGAAUAUCAUUGUAAAAUGCACUGAUACUCACAGGUGGUGCUAUGGAAGGCCACAUGAUCACUUAAAGUUGGCCUCUCUAGCAACUGUGACCAACAAUAAAGUCAGAUCACAGUGUCAUCCACACAAGACCACCAGGGUAGCACAAGACAUUAAAAUGAAGGCUUUAACUAAAUAACAAACUAUAAGCAUUAAUUAACCAAAAUAUAGUCAAGUAAUUAACUAUAACAUAAAUACAACAUAAAGAACUAUGAUGUGCAUAACAGAUAACAAAAAUAAAAAAGUUAGGAAAAAAUAAUUUUUACAUGUUGAUCAUUUUGGGGAGAAAUAUGACCUUGACAUGUUUUGUAAGAGUCAGCUUAAUUUAUAUAUAUAGUAGGACUUCUCUCCUCUGCGCAAACAUUCUCAGAAACAAGACUGUGAAACUGUGAAAAACCUAAAGUUAAAAUAUAUCUUUGAACGGAAGCAAUUUUCAGAUGAGCCAAUAUAAGUUAAGAUGGUAUUUGGACCCAAGUCCAAAACUAAGUGAUUAUCUCAGUCUAAGAUUCUCCGAGAUCUCGUGGUAUGUGUAUGUUUCUCUGUUAAUUCUUUUAACGACACCAUGUGGCCAUUAUGUGAAGCUGCUGAUGUUUUCCAAUUUUUACAUUUAAAAAAAGAACAGUUAAGACAGCAUCACUGAAACUACCUUUAAAGGUUUUUUUUUGUAUUUAUAUGAACUAUAUACAGUAUAUAUAUAUUUUUUAUGGAAAGUCCUGUCUGUAAACAUCACUCAAAACCUAGAACAAUGUCUAAAGUGCUUGUAACAAGGAUGCAGAGAGGGAAUAUAUUUGUAUACACAACAUUCACAGUAUUGAAGAACUGGUGCCCCAGUCUGCUGAAUAUUUACUAAACACAAAAGCACCAAUAAAGCGAAUGAAACAAGUGCACAGAAGCAGAGACUUGACAGAACAUCCAUGGAGCUGCAGGGAAACAUUCAAAGUACAAUGAUGACAAGACACCAAAAGGCAGAGAUAAUGAUUGCCGGAGAACAGCUAAGAUUGCGACUACAUGAUAGCAAGUUGAUCAAGGACCGUAGACACCAUUUGCGAACAUACCCAAAUUGUUUUGUGGCUCAGGAGCUCAUUGACUGGCUGAUUGCUCAUAAAGAAGUGCCUGAUCGAGAGACUGCUGUCCCGCUCAUGCAGCACCUCAUGGACCAUGAUAUCAUUCAUCACGUGUGUGAUAAGUGGCCUGUGUUCAAAGACGCCCAAUAUUUAUACAGAUUCAGAAAAGAUGAUGGCACAUUUCCUUUCAACAUAGAGGUUAAGAUCUUCAUGCGUGGACAGAGGCUGUAUGAACAUCUGAUUACAAGCAAAGACUCCAUCUUACAACUGAGACAGGAAAAGGGAGUGGCUUAUGAUCGUUCUUUCCCUGGUUACAUGUUAAUUGAUUGGCUGCUACAAAACGGUGAAAUAGAGAGUCGACGGCAAGGACUGGAUCUCUGCAAGGCCCUACUAGAGCAUGGUAUCAUUCAGCAUGUCUCUCUGAAGCACCACUUCUUUGACAGCGGGCUGCUGUAUCAAUUCUGCAUUAACUUUCGCUGGCGGCGCCGUCUUUCUGAACUGUUGCAUGAGACAGAGAAUGAAGAGGUUGAAUGUAUAACACACCAAAGCCAAGAAGACCAGGCUGGCAGUCCCUUCACUAUGCACAAAACUUCUCCACCUGAAGGCAACAGUGACUUCUUAUCUGUUCAACCUACUUUGGAUGGACGGUGUGGAAGUUUGACCCACCAGCAGCAUAGUUCUCGUGGAUACCCGCUCACUGCUUCUCUUACCGUUGCCCUUGCAGUACGAUGCAAUCCCACAUCAGUGCUGAAAAGACGUGUAACCUGUGAAGAGCUGUUAUCUCCAGGUGCUCCUUAUGUAAAAAGAGUUCUUACGAUCCUCGGUGAUGCCCUAGGCUGGGGCUUUGUAGUGCGUGGAAAAUCACCUUGUUAUGUUCAGGCUGUGGAUCCUGCAAGCCCUGCUGCAGCAGCAGGAAUCAAGGUUCGUCAGUUUGUGUGCCGAGUGAAUGGAUGCAGUGUGCUUCACUUAGACUAUCGUACUCUUUCAAAGGUGGUGAUGACUGGACCCCGUGUUGUUACUUUGGAAGUCAUGGAACCACUGGAUUAAUUAAGU